Andrographis paniculata is the source of this 1087-nucleotide messenger RNA. RefSeq lists its product as uncharacterized. The transcript is spliced from 5 exons. NCBI's taxonomy places the organism in Eukaryota, Viridiplantae, Streptophyta, Magnoliopsida, Lamiales, Acanthaceae. The record is from RefSeq and is a predicted model, not a curated record. The coding region runs from base 227 to 880 and encodes 217 amino acids.
AGAUUGCAGCAGAGAUAAACUUAACAAAAUUAUAUAUCUUUUCCCUUCGCUGAUUUUUCAGUCCCAUUGUGAUUGUGAUUGUGAUUUUUCUUGCUGGGGUACCUUAUCUGUUUGCUGUUGUGGAAUAGGCAAUCAGAUUUCUUCCUUAUGGCUCCAACGUCGCCCGCCCGGAGGAACCAAUUCAUCGAUCGAAUCUCUUUAUAGCAUACAUACAGAAGUUGCAAUAAUGGAGGAUUUCGGGAAGAAAAUUUCCUUAUCAGAGCCGGAGAUGGAGAUUCCAGCAGAUGAAGAAGAAAAAGAAGAAAAGAAGGGAUCUUCUAAGCUCAACUCCGCCGCCAAAACACUAGAGCUGCUCCGAAGAUUCCUCGCUGUUCAGCAGCGCCGAGCGCUCGCUUAUUCUCGCCUUAAACGGGGGUUUGAAGAUUACAUGGUUUCUGGGGGUGAAUUAGCUUACCAGCAGCUUUGCAGUGAGAUUACUGUUGAGUUCAAUGAUUGUUCAAAACAGGUCCUAGAAAUGGAAUCUCUAUUUGCAAGUCCUGAUUAUUCCAGAGAGGAUCUUGCUUACCUGCUCAGAUCAGUUCAAUCUCAAGAAAAGGAGAAAUUGCAUUUGACAGCCACUAUUCAAGUGCUGAAAAAGUCUGGUCGUCCAUCGGAACGUUUGGUAAGCCAUGAGAAUUGCAGAUUUAGACAGUCAACCGGGCAUGAAUGCGUGCACAUACAGCAGAUAACUGAAGCUUCGGGCACAGAAGAAGCUGAGGCUGAUGCUCAAUAUGAUAAUGCUCUCAAGGAAGCCAUUAAAGGCGUGCAAGAUGCCGUAAUUUCCAUAAAUGAACACUUGGAUGAAGUAAGGUAUGAGAUUGAAACACUUGAAACCGAGUAAAUUAUAUCUACUUUUAGCCCGUAUGCAUAUCAAAACACCUGUUAUGGAAUGCUUUUAUUUUGCAACGUAAAUUUAUUUACAUAUUUAUGUCCUGAGAUCGUAGUUUACAGUUACCGUACAGUCAUAGAAGUGACGCUCAAUUUGUUUGAUUCUUAAGAGAAUUUUCGAUAUAUUUAUCUCUUAAGUCUAUUCGAUUCCUAGUUUGUA